GUCUUGUCAGAAUGAACUGACUUAGCCCACUUUCUAACUUUUCAUUUGAUUUUACUCACGAUCCAGAAAAGGUACAACAGGACACGCUCUUCCACCACUUUUUGUCGACGCAGAUUUUCUGGGGGAUAAGCGAUCAACUUGCUUUUGAAACAUUGUAUGUGGCGUAGUUUCGGGGAAAGGCGAAGUCAUACGCGGAAGGCUAGUGUAUUUAUUCCUCUCCUAGGUUGAGAUACUGUCCUUGACAUUGGCCAACGCGCCUUUUUGCCCCUUCUCUUGGGGUUUGUUGGUUAACCAGCGGGGCUGUAACGAUGGGGGAUGUAAUUUCCACUCACCUGGACGAAGGCAAGCGAGAGAUGAUUACCGCUCGUACCAGGCAGGUGACGGGGGAGUUUGGCCAUGUGUACGAGCAGCAGUAUGCAGUGGCCCUCUUCAACAGUGUCCGCUUUGAGAUUGAGGGGGGAGGAGCGCCCCAGUCACAACUCCUGCACCGCAAGAACCCUCUGGAGGACCGCUCCAUCUUCUCCGGGGGUCUGUUCAUGUACCUGGAGGAAAACAAGAGAUGGAGGAACCGCUUUGUCUUCGUGGCCGACACCUACAACAUCAGCUUCUACGAAAACAAAAUGGCUCACGAGAGGAGUUUGCGCCCUAAAGGAACCAUCAACUGUGCUGGAUACAAAGCUCUAACUUCCAUGGAGGAGUAUCUUGAACUGAUCAACACCAGCCUGCCAGGUAUAAAGGCCAAGGUGGGCAGUGGGCAGUUUGUGAAGUGUGCCACCCAAUUCCCCCUGAUCCUGUGGCACCCGUACGCCCGCCACCACUACUUCUGUGUGCUGACAGAGAAGGAGCAGAAGAAGUGGCACGCUGUGCUUCAGGACUGUGUCAGACACAGCAACAAUGGUCUGUCCGAGGAGUGCAGGGUGCAGACCCCGGCCUUCACAGAUGCGAUGCGACUCCACAGGCAAGCUCAGGGACACUACGGCACCUGGGACAUGAUGUGUGGAGGGCCACCACAGAUCCUAGCCAACCUAGUGAUGGAGACCCUCCAUCCAGAGUUGAGGAAUCUGAUUGGUCCUCGUCUAAAGGGGAAGAUUCAACAGCGACAGAGGAACUGGAUGCUGAUCUCUGAGGCGGUGUAUAAGCAGGUGUUGUCUCAGACCCAGGCUCAGUAUGAGGCUUUAGUCCAGGCCUGUGAGGUUCAGACAUCCCGUCUAGACACAGUGUUACGCACAGAUAUGGACCAGAUAAUCACCUCCAAGGAACACGUCAGCGGCAAGAUCCGCGCUCUGGUGUUGCCCAGGGCAGGGCAGCUCCUGCGGGGCAGCGUCCAGCCCUUCCUCAGCUCCAUCCUGGAGGCCCUGAUGGAGCCCACCAGCCGAGGCUUUUCCGAGGUCCGAGACGUCUUCUUCAGAGAGCUGGUGGAGGUCAGCAAGAACACGCUCAACGGAGGGGGCAAGGACAAACUGGCGGAGCACAUGGAGAAGAUCUCUAUGCUGGCGUUCCACCCGGUGAAGAUGCAGAGCUGCUAUGAGAAGGUGGAGCAGCUGAAUCUGGAGGGACUGCAGCAGAGGUUUGAUGUGUCAAGCCCCUCCGUGUUCAUCCAAAGGGCUCAAAUCCUCAUGAGAGAGCAAAUGGAUAAUGCUGUGUACACGUUUGAGCAUCUGCUCCACCAGAGUCUGGAGGGAAAGGUCCAGGGAGGAGAAGACCUGUGUAAGACCAUCCACUGCUGUCAAGACAGAGUUCUUAAGAAAUAUGACUAUGACAGUAGCACGGUGCGUAAGAAGUUCUUCAAAGAGGCCCUGCUACAGAUCAUCAUCCCCUACAUGCUGAAGCAGCUCUCUCCCUCCUUCCAUCUGGACCUCCCUCGCUUCCAGGAGUUGAUCUUUGAGGACUUCUCCCAGUUCAUCCUGGUGAAGAACGUGUUUGAGGAGGUAGUGCUGCAGUCUGUCACCAAGGACAUCAUGAUGGCUGUGAAAGAGGCGGCAGUCCAGAAGAAACACAACCUGUAUAGAGACAGCAUGAUCCUAACCAACAGCGACCCCAACCUCCACCUGCUGGGGGAGAACCCCUCGGUGGACUGGGCCACCCAGUUCAGGGGUGGGAAUGAGGAGCCUGAGGGGGCCCUGGGAGGAGGCGGCCAGUCCAGCAGGAGGCGUAGGCAAGUGGUCUCCAUGAUCCAGCUGGAUGAGAUGGGUCCACUGCCCUACGAGUCAUGCCUGGAGGUUCCGGGGGUGGACUUCAUCCCCGAGGAGGGAGAGAUUGAGGAGGUGGAGGUUAAAGCUCAGGAGCUCAAGGAGCAAAAGACCCCCACGGAACCUGAUUCUCCAGACAGCGUGCAGGAGAUCUGUUACCACAGCAAACCAGUGGUGGAGAUGAUGGUCUCGGCUUCAGAGGAGGACUUAGCUGUUCUCGCCAAUGGGACAGGGUCGCUGACGCUGGAGGAUGGGAAGGAGGAGGAGGUGACACUCAUCACCACCGUGGUGGAGGAGAUGCACAGGAAGUCACCACAGUGGAUGAGCGCCCCACGGGAAGUGAACAAGCAGCUGGUAGAAACAGGAAGUCCAUACCAGGAAGCUGAGGGGGGGCAUCAGGAAAAGGGGGAGGCAGACGAGGCGGCCAUCAAGAACGCCAUACAGGAAAUAGAGAUAGCGGUACAGGAAGAGGAUGGAGAGAGGAUAACUGAGUGUGCCGUAGACUCUGACGCAGAGCUGGCCCCGCCAUUGGUCGACUCCAGCCCCUCGGGAAAUGAUGACGGAGGCUUCCAGCCGCCUACCAAUGAGGGCAAAGCUCAGCCAAUCCUGGAUGCUCUGAAAACAGAGGACACUGUAGUCGACCCAGGAGAGGUGGUGGUGGUUUUAGAGCCGGGAGACACUGCACUUCACAACGAGUGAGACCGGGAGGACUUCACUGGGAAAACAGCAGAAGGAGAGACAGAAAUUGUAUAUAAGAUUUUGAGUGGGAGGACAAGGGAGCAAAAAACCUUUCAUUUUAGUCGGUGUUAACUGAUAAUUCCUGACCCCUCAGCAUUGUUUUUCUGGUUUAUAUUCCAUACAGUCACAUCUACAACAGUGGCCUAUUUAACUGCGACUUCCAACCUCUCAUCUGGAGUCAUGUUUGUUCAAGUUUAAUUUCUCUUAAUUGUACAUUUUAUUUUACUCUAUUCCUCAAGCUUUUGUGUGUGACACUGAACCCCAGGUAUCUGCUGCAUUAUCCUUAGAUUGUGUGGUCACUAAGGAAUUUAAAUCAUUUAAGUCAGAAUUGGAUAAGGGAUGUGGGGAGAAUUGUGGAUGCAGAAGAUACACAUUACACUACAGAGGCCUAUCUGCAAGGGCCCUAAGGAUAUGUUCAGAGAUGCAUGACAGAUAGUUAUAACUAUGGUUCAUGGGCAGUCACACACCCACUGGUCAUUACAUGUCCUUUUAUUCAGCAGUAGGGGGCACUGUAGGCAGGCGGUUGACACAAACAGUCUGGCAUGUCAUGCUACUGAAAUGGACAUUGUUGUGUAUAACAUCAUUAUAGAGAUGUAGCUGUCAUUGUAUUCAGGAUCUGGGAGCACUGCUUUUUAACAUGUUUUUACAUGGACUUAAAAACUUGUAUAAAACCAGGCAGACAUUUUGUCUUGAAUAAAUGUAUGUUGGGCCUCCUUUUCAACCAUUAUUUUAUUAUUUUCACAAGUGGCCUCAUUGUUUCAACACUAUUUUUACAGUCCAUGACUUCAGCAUGAAAUGGCACUUGCUUAUGGACUUACUUUCUAUGUAUGUUAGUCCAACCCUUUAGUGUGAGGGGAGCUGCUCAAACGGUAGCAGUCACUACAGUCGUAUUAUAGAUGCUAGAGGUCCCAUGUCGGCUACAGUCACUACAGUCGUAUUAUAGAUGCUAGAGGUCCCAUGUCGGCUCCAGUCACUACAGUCGUAUUAUAGAUGCUAGAGGUCCCAUGUCGACUACAGUGCUACAGUCGUAUUAUAGAUGCUAGAGGUCCCAUGUCGGCUACAGUCACUACAGUCGUAUUAUAGAUGCUAGAGUUCCCAUGUCGGCUACAGUGCUACAGUCGUAUUAUAGAUGCUAGAGGUCCCAUGUCGGCUACAGUCACUACAGUCGUAUUAUAGAUGCUAGAGGUCCCAUGUCAGCUACAGUGCUACAGUCGUAUUAUAGAUGCUAGAGGUCCCAUGUCGGCUACAGUGCUACAGUCGUAUUAUAGAUGCUAGAGGUCCCAUGUCGGCUACAGUGCUACAGUCGUAUUAUAGAUGCUAGAGGUCCCAUGUCGGCUACAGUCGCUAGAGGUCCCAUGUCGGCUACAGUGCUACAGUCGUAUUAUAGAUGCUAGAGGUCCCAUGUCGGCUACAGUGCUACAGUCGUAUUAUAGAUGCUAGAGGUCCCAUGUCGGCUACAGUCGCUAGAGGUCCCAUGUCGGCUACAGUGCUACAGUCGUAUUAUAGAUGCUAGAGGUCCCAUGUCGGCUACAGUCGCUAGAGGUCCCAUGUCGGCUACAGUGCUACAGUCGUAUUAUAGAUGCUAGAGGUCCCAUGUCUGCUACAGUGCUACAGUCGUAUUAUAGAUGCUAGAGGUCCCAUGUCGGCUACAGUGCUAGUGAAAUGCCACCGUCAUAAUUAUGGUGAGUUGUUACUAAAGGGACUUUCUCUGCUGAUAACUUUUAUUGACUGUGACGCAUCAGCAGAAUCUCAUUGAGAUCGAAAGCUCAGUCUGCGUGUGGGAGGUCUGGAUGACUGACAGCAGACUAUGCACCUUGUCAUGAAGAGGCCUCUGUCAGUCGCUUCUGGCCAAACAAAGGGAAUCAUGGGAAAAUAACCAAGUAAUUUUCCCCCACUCUUUUAAAUGAGGGAAAUCAAAUGUAUUAUUUCCUAAACUAUCAAUGCUAUGUUUGUGGAAACUGUAUAUUUGAGGCACAUUGUUCUUAAAUCAGACUUAAUCCGUUUGUAGCCUUGAGGAAAAUAUUUCCAUGUAACUCCAGGACUUAAAGGGUUAGUUCACUCAAA
Molecule: messenger RNA, 4991 nt
Organism: Oncorhynchus gorbuscha (pink salmon)
Lineage: Eukaryota; Metazoa; Chordata; Actinopteri; Salmoniformes; Salmonidae
Product: protein Niban 2-like
Exons: 14
Coding region: 309-2888 (859 amino acids)
Source: RefSeq, a predicted model, not a curated record